Molecule: messenger RNA, 1098 nt
Organism: Neltuma alba
Lineage: Eukaryota; Viridiplantae; Streptophyta; Magnoliopsida; Fabales; Fabaceae
Product: transcription elongation factor TFIIS-like
Exons: 2
Coding region: 1-1098 (365 amino acids)
Biological process (GO): transcription elongation by RNA polymerase II; DNA-templated transcription
Cellular component (GO): nucleus
Molecular function (GO): zinc ion binding; nucleic acid binding
Source: RefSeq, a predicted model, not a curated record
AUGGAGAAAGAAUUGAUCCGAUUAUAUGAAGCAGUGAAGAAGGCGGCCGAUGCGGCCACGACCUCAACCGCCGGCGAGGUCGAAGAAAAUCGAUGCCUUGAUGCGUUCAAGCUCCUCAAGAAGUUUCCCGUCAAUUAUCAAAUUUUGGCAUCGACACAGGUGGGAAAACAUCUAAGAGUUCUUACAAAGCAUCCCAAAAAGAAGAUCCGGGCUUUCGCUAUGGACUUGUUAGAUAUAUGGAAAGCUAAAAUCAUGAAGGAAAUCAGCAAAAGCAAGGAGGAAAAAGUUUAUCAGAAGGUUUCAGAGGCUGAGAAAACUAAAUGGAAUAGGACCUCAAGUUCCCAAAACGGAAAGACUAAGGCUGACGUGGACGUUGCCAAGGCUGAGAAAAAUGAUAGGAAUAUUGAGACAUCAACCUCCGAAAAUGUAAAGGAAAAAGAUUGCAAUGUAGUUACAGGAGAGAAAACUGUUUCUGUUGCAAACAUGGCCAAGGAUGAGAAGAAGCAAGUUUCUGGAAUACUAAAUGAGGCACCCUCAAGCCUUGUUGCUACUUCAAAGCAGGAAACUAUGAUUAAAACUAACGAUGAAAGGCGAGACAAAAUAAGGGAAAUUCUUCAUGAGGCAUUCUCUAGAGUUUCAGGGGAGGCUGAUGAAUCAAUCAAGGAUCAAGUUAAAACUUGUGACCCUGUUAGAGUUUCUGUUGCAGUGGAGUCUGUGCUAUUUCAGAACUGGGGCCAUUUUAAUGGGGCUCAGAAGAUCAAGUACAGGUCUUUGAUGUUUAACCUGAAGGAUCCGAAGAACCCAGAUUUCCGAAGAAGAGUUCUGCUCGGAGAAUACUCGCCGGAGCAGCUCGUGGAGAUGAAAACAGCAGAAAUGGCAAGUGACACGAGGAAGAAGGAGAACGAGACGAUCAAAAGGAAAGCUUUGUUUGAGUGUGAGCGUGAACAGAAACCAAAAGCCACAACUGAUCAGUUCAAGUGUGGGAAAUGUGGAAAGAGAGAGAGCAUCUUUCACCAGAUGCAGACUCGGAGUGCUGAUGAACCUAUGACCACAUAUGUUACCUGCGUUUCAUGCAAUCACCAUUGGAAGUUCUGUUAG